UUCACCAACUAACUUGCACAAUGCAGCUACCACAUUGUCCUAAUUACUUCAUUUUAUCUUUACUCAUCUCCAUUAAUCUAUGUACUAAAACUGAAUCAACUAGUACUUCCUGCAAUGAAGGAUACUCUUUCAGUAAAAUGGGAAGAAACAUCACUCACUGUAAGAAAUUACGAACCCUCAAAGCAGAAUUUGGGUGGCCUUAUCAGGGCAAAGUUCAGGAUUUUCCUAAUAACCGAAGCAGUACACUUGUCGACAUUUUUUUCAGUGCACCACCAGUUGGCGCGACAGGUUGGGUUGCCUGGGGUGUAAAUCCGCUUAGACCAUUUAUGGCAGGUACUAGAGCUCUCAUUGGAUUUAAACAUCCAAACGGUUCAAUGCAUCUUGAAACUUAUAACAUUGCUACAGAUACAAAGAGAGGUUGUCAACUUUCAUCAUCCGAUAUCGAAGUGAAAGUUAAUGAUACGAGUAUAACAUAUUCGGCUGACUCGGGUUUUCUUACCAUAAUCGCAACUCUAUCUCUUCCUCAAGAAUACAACGUAUCAAAGCUCAAUCUUGUUUCGCAAGUUGGGUCUGUAAAAGAUUCUACGCCUCAAAUGCAUGAUGACACACUUAAGAAUUUUGAUAGUGCCGAAACUAUUGAUCUUAGUUCGGGAAAAAGCACCAGUGUUCGACACAGAUUACAUUAUCACAUAACGGCACAUGGAGUUCUGAGCAUAGUAGGAUGGGGAACACUAGUACCAAUUGGCGCCAUAACUGCAAGGUAUUUUAAAGAAUUCCCAGUGAAAUUUUGUGGAUGGUAUCCUCUCCAUGUUUCCUGCCAAAUUUCGGGCUACUUGAUUGGGUCGACAGGUUGGGUCAUCGGGAUAUACUUAGGAAGCAGUUCAAGAUAUUACGAUUUCACUACGCACAGGGACUUUGGAAUCAUUAUCUUCACCUUCUCAACGUUGCAAGUACUAGCUUUAUUUGUGCGACCAAAAAGAGGAGAUGAUCAUCUCCGGUACUGGAAUAUUUACCACCAUUUGUUAGGUUAUACAUUGAUGGUGUUGAUCACCAUUAAUAUAUUCAAAGGGAUAAAUAUUUUAAGACCAGAAAAGAUUUGGAAGUGGACUUAUAUGGGUUUGGUUACUGCACUAGCUUUUCUAGUUAUCAGUUUCGAAGUCUUUACUUGGAUGAAAUUUGUAAAAUGUAAACGAUUAAACCGCCGUCCUUAAGUAAUUUUUUGUAAGAGCAGAAAAUACUAGAGCAGUCUGAAUUCUGGCAUGACUUGGAGGUCUAUUGCUCCGGUUUCUUUAGGGCUCUGAAUACAGAUUUACAAACUCUGUGGAUUUGCUAUCUCUGAUUUAUCCUCGGGUUUUGGUUCUUCUUGCUGAUUAGCUAUCGAUCUUCUUUUCCUUUC
Molecule: messenger RNA, 1396 nt
Organism: Papaver somniferum (opium poppy)
Lineage: Eukaryota; Viridiplantae; Streptophyta; Magnoliopsida; Ranunculales; Papaveraceae
Product: cytochrome b561 and DOMON domain-containing protein At4g12980-like
Exons: 3
Coding region: 21-1211 (396 amino acids)
Source: RefSeq, a predicted model, not a curated record